CGCUGCCUUGAGCUUAGACUAUCUGAAAAGAGAAAGGGGAUACGUGUCAGCGCGUGGAGGUGCCAGCGAACGAUUUGGCGGUUGCCAUCGCGACGCGGGGCGCCGGAAAAUUUCGCUUCCAGGUCAGGCGGCGGCGCAGGCGCAGAAGAGCCCGGAGCGGGCGGCUGAGGCCUACGGGUCCGCUGAGCUUCCCGGACGUUGGAGACCCCGCGGCGCUGAGGAUUUGGGGUCCUUCGACAGACACCGCUCCCCGAGGCGGAGAAGGUUGCUUCCCCAAGAACUGAGAGACGCAGACCCCGGGGGAGGCGAGAAGGAGGAGGAGGCCCGACACGCUGACCGGAUCGGACCGGACCCGGAUCACUGACUGUAGCCCAUGGCGGCCCUAGGCCCCAGCAGCCAGAAUGUCACUGAGUAUGUCGUCCGAGUCCCCAAAAACACAACCAAAAGGUAUAAUAUCAUGGCCUUUAAUGCAGCUGAUAAAGUCAACUUUGCUACUUGGAAUCAGGCUCGGCUAGAGCGGGACUUGAGCAACAAGAAGAUUUACCAAGAGGAGGAGAUGCCGGAAUCGGGUGCGGGCAGUGAGUUCAACCGCAAGCUUCGGGAGGAGGCUCGGAGGAAAAAGUACGGCAUUGUCCUCAAGGAAUUCCGGCCGGAGGACCAGCCCUGGCUGCUCCGGGUCAAUGGCAAAGCGGGCAGGAAGUUCAAGGGGGUGAAGAAGGGGGGUGUGACGGAGAACACGUCCUACUACAUCUUCACCCAGUGCCCCGAUGGAGCCUUUGAGGCCUUCCCGGUCCACAACUGGUACAACUUCACGCCGCUGGCCCGACACCGCACGCUCACCGCGGAGGAGGCCGAAGAAGAGUGGGAGAGGAGGAACAAGGUCCUGAACCACUUCAGCAUCAUGCAGCAGCGGCGGCUCAAGGACCAGGGUCAGGAUGAGGAGGAGGAGGAGAAGGAGAAGCGCGGCCGCAAGAAGGCCAGCGAGCUGCGCAUCCACGACCUCGAGGAUGACCUGGAGAUGUCGUCCGACACCAGUGAUGCCAGCGGCGAGGAGGGUGGCAGAGCCCCCAGGGCCAAGAAGAAGGCGUCACCGGCCAAGGGGGGCAGGAAGAAGAAGAAGAAGAAGGGGUCAGACGACGAGGCCUUUGAGGACAGCGAUGAUGGGGAUUUCGAGGGCCAGGAGGUGGACUACAUGUCUGACGGCUCCAGCAGCUCCCAGGACGAGAUGGAGGGCAAGCCCAAAGUGCCCCAGCAAGAGGAGGGGCCCAAGGGCGUUGACGAGCGGAGUGAGAGCAGUGAGGAGAGUGAGGAGGAGAAGCCGCCCGAGGAGGACAAGGAGGAGGAAGAGGAGAAAAAGGCCCCAACCCCCCAGGAGAAGAAGCGGAGGAAAGACAGCAGCGAGGAGUCGGACAGCUCGGAGGAGAGUGACAUCGACAGCGAGGCGUCCUCAGCCCUCUUCAUGGCGAAGAAGAAGACACCCCCCAAGAGGGAGCGGAAGGCAUCGGGAGGCAGCUCGCGUGGAAACAGCCGCCCCGGCACCCCCAGCACCGAGGGUGGCAGCGCCUCCUCCACACUGCGGGCGGCCGCCAGCAAGCUCGAGCAGGGGAAGCGGAGCAGCGAGGCACCGGUGGCCAAGCGGCUGCGGAUGGACUCCGGGCCCCAGAGCCUGUCCGGGAAGUCGACGCCCAGCAGCGGCGACGUGCAGGUGACCGAGGACGCCGUUCGCCGCUACCUGACCCGGAAGCCCAUGACCACGAAGGACCUGCUGAAGAAGUUCCAGACCAAGAAGACGGGCCUGAGCAGCGAGCAGACGGUGAACGUGCUGGCCCAGAUCCUCAAGCGCCUCAACCCCGAGCGCAAGACGAUCAACGACAAGAUGCACUUCUCCCUCAAGGAGUGAGGGCCGCGCUGCCCUCCCACCCAAUAAACAGGCUCUGUUCUUCAAA
Molecule: messenger RNA, 1946 nt
Organism: Choloepus didactylus (southern two-toed sloth)
Lineage: Eukaryota; Metazoa; Chordata; Mammalia; Pilosa; Megalonychidae
Gene: GTF2F1
Product: general transcription factor IIF subunit 1
Exons: 13
Coding region: 374-1900 (508 amino acids)
Biological process (GO): transcription initiation at RNA polymerase II promoter; positive regulation of transcription elongation by RNA polymerase II
Cellular component (GO): nucleus; transcription factor TFIIF complex
Molecular function (GO): RNA polymerase II general transcription initiation factor activity; DNA binding; TFIIF-class transcription factor complex binding
Source: RefSeq, a predicted model, not a curated record